This is a messenger RNA of Juglans microcarpa x Juglans regia, 1471 nucleotides long. Its product is annotated as protein SRG1-like. Lineage: Eukaryota; Viridiplantae; Streptophyta; Magnoliopsida; Fagales; Juglandaceae. The record is from RefSeq and is a predicted model, not a curated record. The coding region runs from base 68 to 1183 and encodes 371 amino acids. The transcript is spliced from 5 exons.
AUGGGAGCAUUGAGGAACGGAUUACUAAUAAAAAUCUCAAAGCCCAACUCUUCCAGGCAUAGGAAACAUGGAUUCCAAUAUAAAGGAAUUUGCAGAGGAGACUUAUGUUCCCACUUAUGCACCAUCUCUUCCAGUUCCAAAUGUUCAAGAAAUGAUGAGGUCUGACCCUUUUCAGAUUCCUGAAAGAUAUGCAAGGAAACAUGAAGACAUGCAGAAUGACACAGUUCAGCCUCAUCUUUCCUUCGAGAUUCCAGUCCUUGAUUUAUCAUUGCUGUCAAAAGGAGACGCAGAGGAGCUUAAGAGGCUGGAUCUUGCAUGCAAAGACUGGGGCUUCUUUCAGGUGAUAAAUCACGGAGUAGCAAGCGAAGUGCUGCAGAAUACAAAGGACGUCACAGCUGAGUUUUUUUAUCUUCCACUAGAAGAGAAGAACAGGUAUUCAAUGCCAUCGGAUGACAUACAAGGUUACGGACAUGCUUAUGUGGUUUCUGAAGAGCAGACACUCGACUGGUCCGAUGCACUUAUUCUCGUCGUUUAUCCAACCCAAUAUCGUAAGCUACAACUUUGGCCAAACCAACCCAAGGGAAUCAGGGAAGCCAUUGAAAUGUACUCGAGUGAAGUCAGAAGAAUCGCGGUGGAGCUCCUAGGUUCGCUGUCUCUGAUUAUGGGGACAGAAAAGGAUGCUCUGCUUGGUCUGCACAAAGAGUUGGUACAAGGUUUGCGUGUAAACUACUAUCCUCCCUGCCACACUCCUGACAAAGUACUAGGUUUAAGUCCACACUCGGACUCAAGCACCAUAACCAUACUCAUGCAAAAGGAUGAUGUAUGCGGGUUACAAGUUAGACAUGGAGGAGCAUGGGUGCCCCUCAAGCCCAUCCCCAAUGCUCUUGUUGUGAAUGUUGGAGAUGCUAUUGAGAUAUGGAGCAAUGGGAAGUACAAAAGCAUUGAGCACAGGGCAGUGACAAACGAGAGCAAGGCAAGGAUAUCUUAUGCAGCAUUUGUCUGCCCACACGAUGAUGUAGAAAUUGAGCCAUUAGGGUAUGUGUCAGAUGCCGCAAAGUCCAGUAAGAUGUACAAGAAAGUCAGGUUUGGAGAUUAUCUGAGGCAAUCCAUGAAGAGGAAAAUGGAUGGAAAGGCCCACACUGACUUCGCAAAACUGGAAACAAUCGAGUAUAGGGCAAAUUGAAAGAUUGACAAUUUCACAUACUCUGUUUUUAUGUAACGUUAUUUCUUGCAUUUCUCUUCUCCACCAUGGCUUUUACAUACUUCGUACAGUGAAAGACAACCAUAUAAAUUUAUAGGAGAUGAUUGAACUCAAUGUGUAUACUGUUCAUUGCAAAAACGGUAUAUUAUGAGCAAAGUAUCAAUCCAAAUCAGAAGGAAAGACAAAAGUUCGAAAAACACUAGAUUCUACAGCACAUUUAACUCAUUAAGGCUACCAAACUUCAGACUUUAAUAUCAAACAAAGGCAAAA